AUGCACACAAGUCGGGCUCCGGCCAUCAGCGUCAGCGCAGAGACCAGCAUCCCAGCCAGCCUGCGCCUGGGUCCCAUUCUGGGAAUCUUUAAACUGGGGAAGUACUUGUCAGACCGCAGGGAGCCUGGACCCAAGAAAAAGGUGCGGUUUUUGAGAGGUGAGCUGGUGGACGAAGCAGGCGGCCCUGUCACGGAGUGGAUAGGGUUAAUACGGGCGGCCAGAAAUAGCCAAGAACAGAAUUUGGAAGCAAUCUCAGAUUUACCCGGAGGACAGAUUUAUUACAGAACAAUGCGGGAGGUGCAGGCAGGAGAGGAGCUCUCAGCCUGGUACUCUAACUCCCUAGCUCAGUGCUUUGAGAUAUCCACUACGGCCACCCCAACACACGAUGAAAAAGGAGAAGAACGUUAUAUUUGCUGGUAUUGCUGGAGAACAUUUAAGUAUCCGAACACCUUAAAAGCUCACGUCCAUUUUCACUGUGCUCUAAAUAGCAGCAGGGGAUUCCUCACCAACGACCACCAUAGAGCCACUGAGAUCUUCCAUAUAUCUCCUAAAGUUGCUGAUGGGGGACCUAACUCUGCCCCUGCUCUGAGGGGGAACCACAUGCAAUCCAAUUGCGCAGCCAGAGACUCCAUUAAGAGGGAAUCGUCCUUAUCUCCGGCUUUGAACAAACUUGGGUUGAUGAAAAAGGCACUUGGGAAAGAUGAGCAGGACAGAGCACUGGACAUGAGCGUCAGCUCUGCGAGAAACCAUGGACAGCUCAUUGGCCUAGUGGGCAGCGCCUGUGGUGGCAAUGGGGUCACGUUUUAUCCAGGUUUAAGAUCUGCAUUCAAACCAGCUGGUCUCUCCAAGCUCUCUCUCCCUGAAGCUGCAAGGGAGGACUCAAAGCCCAACAGCAUUGGCUUCAGCAAACUCUUAGGAGGAAUGAAAGCAGGUCGCUCAGGGAAUGAAGCUUUGGUUAGCAGCCACCAUUCCAAGUGCUUGCACCCAAGUGACGGCUCAUCUGCUGUCCUGUCCUGCAGCACUGGCCUCAGGGGCUUCCCAAUCCUUUCUCACUUGGAGGAAACAUCAGCCUUCAAACAUGUGGAGAGGGGUGUCCAUGCCAGCUUGUCCCCGGGCAGCCGCUAUAGCCAGAUGCCACAGGCGGGGCUGCACUUUGCCGAGAGGUUCUCCAUCCCUCAGUUUGAAGGCAUUAAGUCAUACUCAGCGGAAUGUAAUAUCCCGGUUAUGCCUUUCACAGUGUACAAUGGGGAGCUCCUCUACAGCACUCCCUACUAUCCGUUCAAAUUCCACUUUAGUAACCUACUGAAAUACCCGGAGUCUAUGUCCUACUUCAAUGCUGGAGGAGCAAUGGCCCCAGAGUUGGGCUCCAUCACCACCAGCAUAGACCGGGAGAUCGCCAUGCACAACCAUCAGCUCUCUGAGAUAGCAGCAGAGAAGAGCAGGACUGGUAGGCUGGAGAGCUUGUCAGGGGCCACAACAGCAGGCUCUGGUAAGCCCAAAAAGGGUCACUUGUGUCUCUACUGUGGCAAACUCUACUCUCGCAAGUACGGCCUGAAAAUCCACAUGAGGACUCACACGGGGUACAAGCCGCUAAAGUGCAAGGUGUGCCUGAGGCCUUUCGGGGACCCCAGCAACCUGAACAAGCACAUCCGCUUGCACGCAGAGGGAAACACCCCCUACCGGUGCGAACACUGCGGCAAGGUGCUGGUCAGGAGGAGGGAUCUGGAGAGACACGUCAAGUCGCGGCACCCGGGCCAGAGCCUCAGCAGCAAGGAGGAGGAGGAGGCACAUGGUGACCCUUCCUACUCCCAACCCGAGCCCAAGAGUGAGGACAAUGACAGUGAUGUAGACGUUUGUUUCACAGACGAGCAAAGUGACCAGGACAUAGGGGUGGACAAGGGACACUGAACCAGGAGGAAGAAACCUGUAGAACAUUAUAUAUCACGAAAUCUAAUUAUAUAUAAAUAUAUGGAAAUGUAUAAUACAUAAACAGGAUGUAAUAGGUUGUAUCUAUUUAUGUUGUUCUGAACAUAACAAAAUAUUCUGUUGGUCUUAAAAUAACAAAUAGAAAGAUUGGUUACAUUGAUUACCAAGCGGAAACACAAUACAUCCUAAAAUGUGUUUGAAUGCUAUUGAUAUGAUCAGCAUAAGUUUCUCAUGUAAUGACGAGGAAUACAAUCAUCAUCAUCAUCAUCAUCAUCAUCAUCAUCAUCAUCAUCAUCAUCAUCAUCAUCCCCGAUCACUUAUUUUACAGUCCUCUACUGGGACCCCCAAAUCAGGUUAUGACUGGCAAGCUUCGGAAGGAACCUAUCUGGUUCCUGGCUUCACUUUUCUGCUCACCUAGAAGCCAUUUAAUGUUACACUAAUAGUCACUUGAUAGGAUUUACCCUACAAAAGGCCAAUUCUAAUAUCCAUAGUAUUCUGUAUUCAGAAAAUAGCAAUUCUUCAUUCAAUAGAUCUUUGUGCCUUUGGUAUAUCUUUCCAAAUGAACAUAUCUGCCCAGUACACAAACAAAUAGUGCAGCAAUGCCCGAUCAGUUUAUAGCGCCCUUCCUUCUCACGAUAAAACAGAUUCAUUACUUGCUAUUCAUUCAAAAAAGAGAAAAUCAUUGAAUCUUCAAAAUAUCUUUUGCAUAUUUACUCAUUU
Molecule: messenger RNA, 2646 nt
Organism: Pseudophryne corroboree (corroboree frog)
Lineage: Eukaryota; Metazoa; Chordata; Amphibia; Anura; Myobatrachidae
Gene: PRDM13
Product: PR/SET domain 13
Exons: 4
Coding region: 1-1908 (635 amino acids)
Biological process (GO): regulation of gene expression
Cellular component (GO): nucleus
Molecular function (GO): protein binding
Source: RefSeq, a predicted model, not a curated record